AUGGGCGAGGAACGGUAUCGCCUCGUCGUGCUCGGAUCGGCAAAGGUUGGAAAGACAAACCUGAUUCGAAGGUACUUGUACAAUGAAUUCUCGGAAAAGUACAAGGAGACGAUUGAGGAUCUACAUUCGAGACAGUUUCGCAUCCAGGGUGUACCACUUCCACUUGAUAUCCUUGAUACCAACUUCAAUUUCCCAGACAUGAGGAAGUUGUCCAUAGCGUCGGCCAGUGCGUUUCUCCUAGUUUUCGCAGUAGAUGAUGUACCAAGCUUUAAGGAGAUGUCUGACUUGUGGCAGGAGAUUUGUGAACGUCGCCCUGAUAUAAAUACUCUUCCGAUUGUUGUUGUUGGAAAUAAAUGCGAUCUUCCAAGCAAAAAGAUUUUCGAGGCCACUGCACGUGCAUUCACAAGCCGUCUCAGCGCUGAUGUUCGGUAUUUGGAGGUGUCCGCAAAAUGUAACCUGAGAGUCACUGAUAUUUUUCGAACUCUUCUUGAACUCAGCGGUUUCCCUCGUUGUAAGGCAGGCGGAGGAGCUUUGGAUGACCCCAAUGACACCCAAACAAGCAACGAUCUGGACAAGGAUCCAGCUCUCCGAAGGGUGAAUACAGCUCGUGCUCGCACGCAAAGCAGAGAAAUCCGACCGCAAACUGAGAAGGAGAAGAACGGGCAUCCGCAAGCGAUAGACAAACAGCUUACGCUGCCCAAUCUCACUAUUCCAUUCAAUGGUGGGGACCUAAAAAGAAAUCGUUCUCUCCGAAUAAAGCCAACGAAAAACGGUAAGGAACCACUAGACAGACGACCUUCUGAUGAAACAUGCAAGCUCAGCCGUAGUGCAAGUCUCAUAAAAAGGACAAAACAUCUUUCACUGCGAAUGCGUAGACACGGGGACAAGGUUGGCGAUGACGAAAUUGUUGACGAAAGUGACUGUCAAAUACAGUAG
Messenger RNA from Necator americanus (New World hookworm), 936 nucleotides. RefSeq lists its product as uncharacterized. Gene Ontology annotation, molecular function: GTPase activity; GTP binding. The transcript is spliced from 8 exons. The record is from RefSeq and is a predicted model, not a curated record. Bases 1 to 936 code for a protein of 311 amino acids. Lineage: Eukaryota; Metazoa; Nematoda; Chromadorea; Rhabditida; Ancylostomatidae.